This is a messenger RNA of Adelges cooleyi (spruce gall adelgid), 1311 nucleotides long. RefSeq names its product magnesium-dependent phosphatase 1-like. The record is from RefSeq and is a predicted model, not a curated record. NCBI's taxonomy places the organism in Eukaryota, Metazoa, Arthropoda, Insecta, Hemiptera, Adelgidae. Bases 388 to 897 code for a protein of 169 amino acids. Gene Ontology annotation, molecular function: acid phosphatase activity. The transcript is spliced from 6 exons.
UGGGACUAGCACUAUAGAAAAUAUUUUAUUUUUCUCUGCCUUGAUUGUGUUUUGGAACUCUAUUCAAAUUUCAAAUAAAAUGUAGUAGAUAAUCAAUAACAUUAAUAAUAAAUAUAUGUCUAAUAUUAUACAUUGUAUUCUAUAGAAUUUAUAUGUAAAUUUAAUAAUUCAGAACUGGAUUUCAAAGCCUAUCUCAAGUAGGUACAAGACGCACAUUAAUUCCCGGAUACAUUACAGUCAAUUAUCAUUACAAAACGCUGACUCAAACAAGUAUGUUGUAUUUGUAUCAAGUAUCUUUACUAUAUUUAAAGUUUUGUCACGAAUACCACCCGAAAACUUCAUCCCUUGUACUACGAGUUUUAUAGCCGAAAUACGGAGCAAUUAACAAUGUCAUACUCAUUGGAAACCUUAAAGAAACUCCCCAAAAUGGUAGUUUUCGAUUUAGAUUAUACGCUGUGGCCAUUUUGGGUUGACACUCAUGUGGAUCCUCCAUUUCACAAAAAUUCGUCGGGUAAAGUGGAAGAUAUGCGUGGUAAAUUAAUUAAAUAUUAUCCAGAGUCUCCGAAAGUUUUAGAAUUUCUCUCAUCCCAUAAGAUUGGUAUAAGUGUAGCAUCAAGAACUGGCGAAGUAGAUGGAGCAGAACAACUUAUAAAGUUAUUUGGUUGGAAUAAUUAUUUUCAAAAUAAACAGAUCUACCCUGGAAGUAAAGAUAAACAUUUUAAAAGAAUUAGCGAAGCUACCAAAGUGGGUUUAGAAGACAUGGUUUUUUUUGACGACGAACAACGUAACAUAGUCGAUUUGGAAAAAUUAGGAGUUGUAUGUAUCUUAGUAAAAAAUGGAAUGACAGUGAAAGUUUUAAUGGAAGGUUUAAAAAAAUUUGAUACAUUGAGGACAUAAAUUAAUUAAUAAGUUAAACAAACCAAAUUGAUAUUUUACCAAAUUUUUAUUUAUUUAACAACUAAGUGUUUUGUUACUUAAAUUAAACAUUUAAUUUAUAAAAUUCCUUUGUGGAUGUAUAAAAUAAUCUUUUGACUAGUUAUACAAACCCAACAUAAAAAUAUUUUUGUUCAAAUAGUGAUAUAGUACGUUCCUGUUGUAUGUUUUUUAUGUUUAAAACCAUUUUAUUGUAAUCAUUGUAAAAGAUAAUUUUUUUAAGAUAAAAUAAGUUCUUCGAAAAUGUUUUCUAAAUUCAGUAUAAUCCAACAUUGAAAUAAAAAAAAGAUAGUGUUGUUGGCUACAAGAGUAUUGUUUCGAAAAAGCUCAUACCAAACAAAAAUAUUAUCUAGUCAGAUCAAUAUUGUUUAAUGAUAA